Molecule: messenger RNA, 872 nt
Organism: Prunus mume (Japanese apricot)
Lineage: Eukaryota; Viridiplantae; Streptophyta; Magnoliopsida; Rosales; Rosaceae
Product: HMG1/2-like protein
Source: RefSeq, a predicted model, not a curated record
CUGUGCCAAAAUUUACACACGCACCGCACCAAACAAAGCAAAGCCCCCCAAAGCCAAAGGCAUCAUAUAUCUCAAUACUCUAUUCUCCUCGCUUUCUCUCUGCGUCUUCGCCUUAUCUUCUUCUCAAGCCCUAGCCCCCCUGCCCAAAGGUUCGCCUGAAAAUGGGGAAAUCCAGAGCUGCUGCUCCUAAAAGAACCGAGACCAAGUUAAAGACCAAAAGUGCUGGAGCGAGUAAGAGGACAUCGAAGAAGGCUGGAAAGGAUCCAAACAAGCCAAAGAGACCUGCGAGCGCCUUCUUCGUUUUCAUGGAGGAUUUCAGAGAGAAGUACAAGAAGGAACAUCCUAACAACAAAUCUGUCGCUGCUGUCGGAAAGGCUGGUGGUGACAAAUGGAAAUCUUUGUCAGAUGCUGAGAAAGCUCCCUACGUAGCCAAGGCAGAGAAGAGGAAGACUGAAUAUAACAAGACCAUGCAGGCCUACAACAAGAGUAUUGCUGAGGGAGGCAAUGGAGCAGAGGAGGAAGAAUCUGAUAAGUCCAAGUCUGAGGUGAAUAACGAAGAAGAAGAAGAUGAUGAGAGUGCAGAGGAUGAAGAUGAUGACGAGUAGAGAAGGAACGCUGGAAGGAGAAGCAAUUGGUGUAGGAUUGCUUAGAAGAUAUUGAAUGACCUGCAUUUUCUGAAUUUUAGCUGUGUCUCAUGAUAAAAUAGCUACAUUUUUAGGAUAGGGAAGGAAAAAGAGAAAGGAAAAAACAACCAAGGGAUUAAGUUUCAGGGGGUCUUGUAAACCUGAUUUCCCAUAUCAUCUGUACUUAAUUAAUGAUCCUUUUUAUGUCCAAAUGCUUUCUAUUUUGCGAUAUAAUGCGCCUUCUUUGAA